AUGGAAGAGGGAAGCAAACAGACGAAUGGUAAGGAGGGCAUGGUGCAGGUGGUGAACGGAGUUGAUGAAGUGAGUGAUAAGAAAAAGGAGAAAAAGGCAAAAAAGUUAGCAGAGAAAGAGAAGAAGCUAGCGAAAAAGGCAGAAAGGGAAAACCUAAAAAAUGAAGCCACUAAAAUUUUGGAGCACGUUUGUGAGGACAUAGAAAAGGAAAGCUAUGGUUUUGUUAAAGUCAGCAAAAUGAAGGAAAAUAAAAAUAACAUCAGGUUGUUAAAUUUGGAAGAAAUAUACAACACGUUGAUGAAGGUAGGAGGGUGUGUUAGUGUGGAUAGUGCAAAGAGAGAGGACACCGGUAGCCACUCUGCAGUAGCUGCGGGGCAUGGAGGAGAAGACCUACUCGCAAGUGAUAUCUGGGUUAGAGGAAGGAUACAUGAUAUCAGGAGCAAAGGGUCAUUAGCCUUUAUUAUUUUGAGGCAAAAACUAUACUCCAUGCAAUGUAUACUAGACAUAAAAAAUAAUGAAAAGAAUAAGAACAUGAUUAAAUGGGUAAGCAACCUUCCUCUAGAGUCUAUAGUAGAUAUAAGUGGGAAGGUAGUGAAGCCGGAAGUACCAAUCGAUAGCACAAAUAUUAAGUACGAAGUACACAUAAAGAAAAUAUUUUGUAUAAGUAAGACGAGCAAGGAGUUGCCCUUUUUGUUAAAGGAUGCAAAUAUGCAAGAAACAAAUGAAGAAGGAAGCAUUAAGGUUAAUCAGGACAAUCGCUUAAACAACAGAUGUAUUGACUUGAGGACUUAUGCCAACUACAGCAUCUUCUGUUUGCAAUCUCAAAUCUGUACCAUCUUUAAAAAUUUUCUGCUACAAAAUAAUUUCAUCGAAAUACAUACUCCAAAAUUAUUAGGCGAAAGCAGUGAAGGAGGAGCCAAUGCUUUUCAGAUUAACUACUUCAACCAGAAGGGCUUCCUAGCACAGUCCCCUCAAUUAUACAAGCAGAUGUGUAUUAACUCGGGAUUUGACAGAGUAUUUGAGGUGGCCCCUGUUUUUCGAGCUGAAAAUAGCAACACGUAUAGGCACCUCUGUGAGUACGUGUCGUUAGACAUUGAAAUGACUUACAAAUAUGACUUUAUGGAGAAUGUUUUUUUUUACGAUUCAUUGUUUAAACAUAUUUUCACCGAAUUAACAAAGGGGGGUAAGAGUGAUAUGCUUAUUAAGACUGUAAAGGGACAAUACCCAUGUGAAGAUUUUCAAUGGCUAGAGGUCACUCCAAUUUUUACUUAUGAAGAGGCCAUAAAAAUGCUAAUAAAACAUAAUAAGCUUGAUUUAAAAGAGGAAGAAAUUUUAUCCUAUGAUAUGUCCACUGAUAUGGAAAAAGAGUUGGGAAAAAUUGUGAAGGCUUCUCAUCACACAGAUUACUACAUCAUUAUAAACUUCCCUUCUGCACUCAGACCUUUUUAUACCAUGUACAACGAAGACGACCCCGCCAUCUCUAACUCGUAUGAUUUCUUUAUGAGGGGAGAGGAAAUUUUGUCUGGGUCGCAGAGGAUUAGCGAUGUGAAUUUACUGCUGGACAAUAUCAAGCGGUUUAACUUGGACCCGACCAAACUCAAUUUUUACAUCGACUCGUUUGCCUACUCGUCGUAUCCCCACUCGGGAUGCGGUAUUGGCCUCGAGCGAGUCCUCAUGCUUUUCCUGGGACUCAACAACAUCCGCAAGACGUCGCUCUUCCCGCGGGACCCCAAGCGCCUCAUUCCGUGA
Plasmodium fragile is the source of this 1749-nucleotide messenger RNA. Its product is annotated as aspartate-tRNA(Asn) ligase. Gene Ontology annotation, molecular function: ATP binding; RNA binding; aspartate-tRNA ligase activity. NCBI's taxonomy places the organism in Eukaryota, Apicomplexa, Aconoidasida, Haemosporida, Plasmodiidae. The coding region runs from base 1 to 1749 and encodes 582 amino acids. The transcript has a single exon. Gene Ontology annotation, biological process: aspartyl-tRNA aminoacylation. The record is from RefSeq and is a predicted model, not a curated record. Gene Ontology annotation, cellular component: aminoacyl-tRNA synthetase multienzyme complex; cytoplasm; cytosol.